UGAAAAUGAUUUAAAACACAUCUAUGCGACAGAAGUCAUCGAUUUUAAAACAUCUCCUCUGUAACCGCUUAGAACCAGUUCUAACUCUACUCGCAUGCUCAGCUAAUCAAGCUAACGGUCAUCCCUGUGAAACUAUAACUUACGAACAGAGAGCUGUCUAAAAUAAACUAAUGGUUCGAGUUCAAAAAGUUAUACAGAAGUUAAAAAAACAACAAAAAAAAACUGUCCCAAAAUAGUUGUAGAGCUCAGGUGUCUCUUCGUAGGUUUACCUGGAGAAACGCAUAGGUGCGUCAGUCUCCCCCCAUCACUUCUGCCUCCUAAUAAAGGUGUCUUUUGCCUGGAGGUAGGACUGACACCGUGAUGGGACCACUAACGUCAUGUUAAAGCUUGAACCCUGCUUCUCACCCAUGUGCUGCAUUCUGAGCUGCUGCUUAUCGUUGCGACGCAGUCCAGCUGUUAAGACAUUGAACAUGCCUCCAACCAAGGACGUAAAAUGAUCAAUUGAAAUCCAUCCGAUCAAUGGACAAGAAGAGGUUUCCUGGCACAAUGUCCAGGCAGAUGGAUUUGUCGUCCAAGAGACGCCCCUGUGUUGGAAGUGGGCUGACCUUCCCCCAGCCUCCACCGCUCGCCUCCACCGUCCAGUAUGGUCGUAUUCAGGCUGUGGAGGUUGCGAGAGGAAGAACAGGGUAUGGCUUCACGCUGACAGGCCAAAGUCCUUGUGUCCUCAGCUGCGUCCUUAAAGGAAGUCCCGCAGACUACGUGGGGCUGCGCUCAGGGGACUGCAUCCUCUCCGUCAAUGACAUCAAUGUCUCCAAGGCAUCGCACGAAGAUGUUGUCAAACUGAUUGGACGCUGCUCUGGCAUUUUAAAGCUUGUCAUUGCUGAGAGCGACCGUCACAGGCGCCACCCUCAACGCACUGCUGGCAGUCGUCACCACAGCAGCAACAUGACGGCGGCGGCUUACCUUGAUUCUUGCUCCAGUGAUGACGAGCUGGAUGUCUUUUACAAUAACGGUGCGAGCAACAACAAUAACAUCAGGCCAGGCUGUGGAACGAAAGGAGGUUGGUACAAACCAAAACUCGAUUCCAAGCAGCUUGGCAUCAACAGAGCAGAGAAGGUGGUGGCAGAGUUGCAAUCUGGAGGGAUCUUCAACAUGAUCUUUGAAAACUCCAGCCACUCCUCCAGCAGCUCGGACAAGGACAGACCCGGGAUGAGCUUGUCCUCAAAGCCACGGCAGCUGUCUGAUCCGGACUUCAAUCCAUACCGGAACGCCUCCUGUUCCCAGAGCAAUCCCAACCUUCUGUCUGAGGAGGAGAUGGCCCAGGUGCUAAAUGAUGAUUCGGUCUUCUUGGAGUCUGACUUCCGUCACCUCCACCUUCACCACCACGAAGAGCAAGAUAUGGAUGUAGGAGAAGGUGCUGACUUUGGUCUAGAGCCCAGCGAAGAAAUCCUUAACGUAGGGAUGAUCGUGGGGUAUCUCGGCUCCAUCGAGCUCGCCUCAACAGGGACCAACUUGGAGAAUGACAGCCUGCAAGCCAUCAGAGGGAGCAUGAGGCGCCUCAGGGCCGAGCAAAAGAUUCAUUCAUUGGUCCUCAUGAAGGUCAUGCAUGACUGCGUGCUCCUGUGCAGUGACAGAGGUCAGGUCCUGGCCACCUACCCUGCAGAAAAACUAGCCUUCAGCGCCUGUUGCCCUGACGAUCGACGAUUCUUCGGACUGGUAACCAUGCAAGCCACGGACGAACAUGACGAUCAGCACUUCAGCAGCGGGCGAGACGACGAGGGGGGCUUAAGGACCUCGUGUCACGUGUUCAUUGUGGAUCCGGAACUGUGUCACCACCAGGUCCAUCUGGGGGUAGCCAGGAGGUUUGGCUUUGAGUGUACCCCUGAUCCGGACACAGGGGGCUGCCUGGAGUUCCCGCCCAGUUCCCAGCCUCUACUCCAGUUUGUUUCUGUCCUCUACCGAGACAUGGGGGAUAAUAUUGAGGGGGUUCGGGCCCGUGCUUUCCAUGAUCCAGACAAUGAUGCCCAGCAGAACCACAGCACCAGCAGCAACAGCGAUAGUGGAAUCGGCAACUUUUUACCUGAGGAGAAGAGCAACAGAGUCCUUUUAGUUGACCUUGGAGGCCCUCCCAACCACAACCACAUGUCCGGGGCACGCCACUGGGACAGCCCGCCUUCAUCUCAGCAGGCCUGGAGCCCCAUCCUCGGAGCUACUGCCUCCCUACCGCCUCCUCCUCCCCCCCCUCCUCCAAUGCUUAGAAAUGGUCACUACCUUCAUGAUCCACACCUCGCCGACCUCCCUCACCCUCUCCCCCUGGCUCAUCCUGACCUGCCAAGCAGACUCUCACGAGGACUCAACCCACACCACUACUCAGCUGGGAAAUUGGGAGGAGCUAUGGGGGGAGGAGAAAGGAGAGGAGCUGGAGGAGGAGGAGUAGGGGUGGAACCUCAGAGGUGGCUGCCAGUCCAUGUGCUGAGAGACUGGCGUCAGCAGCACCACCACCACCACAGCCACUUCCAAGGUUUGAGCAGCGAUCAGGAGUCCUACGCCGAGUCCACUGACGGAUGGUCUUCAGCCAACUGCAGCACCCUGCCACCACCUAUGAAUAAGAUCCCUGCCGACCGCUACCGGGCCCCGCUGGCCCCAGGGGACCACAUGCAUCCACCUGGUGUCAGUCACCCGCCUCCUCCUCCUCCUCCUCCUCCUCUGCCUGCAAUCCCCCACAGCCACCGGCUGGCUGCUCAGAAAGAUGAGUGGGCCAAGAAACUGUUCGGUGCAGGAGACCGGGAGCGUAACGGAGCACGGAAAGUUGAAAGAGAGAAAAAACGAGAGGUAAACUCAAAGGAGGGAGAGAAAAAGGGUCGGUUUCGCGGUUUGACGAUGGGAUUCCCUCCUCUGCCCCAGCGCUCUUCAGCCAGACGCUCCUUUGGGCGCUCCAAACGCCUCAGCAUGGCUCGCUCCCUGGACGACCUGGAGUCCGCUGCAGUCUCUGAUGGAGAACUGAACAGUGUGGAGCUGCAGGGCUGCAGCAGCGACAACAGUCUGAACAGUAAUGCCAGCCUGCCCAGCGUUCAAAGUCACCGGCGCCACACUGAGAGGAGGGUGGCCAGUUGGGCCGUCUGCUUCGAGCGGCUGCUGCAGGACCCUGUAGGAGUCCGCUACUUCUCGGAGUUCCUAAAGAAGGAGUUUAGCGAGGAGAACAUUUUGUUCUGGCAGGCCUGUGAAUUCUUCAGCCAUGUCCCUGAGCAUGACAACAAGCAGCUCUCGCAGCGUGCCAGAGAGAUCUACAACAGCUUCCUUUCCAGUAAAGCUACAACACCGGUCAACAUCGACAGUCAAGCCCAGCUUGCCGAUGACAUCCUCAACGCACCAAAGCCCGACAUGUUCAAGGAACAGCAGCUGCAGAUCUUCAACCUGAUGAAGUUUGACAGCUACACGCGAUUCCUCAAGUCUCGGCUGUACCAGGAGUGCAUGCUGGCUGAGGUGGAGGCCAGACCGCUUCCUGACCCUUAUCACAUCCCCAGCAGCCCAACGUCAAAGCACAGCACCACCGGCUCCGACCGUUCCAACCUCUCCACUCCCAAGAAGGAGGACAAGAAGACCAAAUCAGGUCGAUCUUUGAACGAAGACAGUCGGGAUGAUUCAGGAGACCGGAGGAAGGGCAUGUUUUUCUCCUGGUCCCGCAAUAGGAGCUUCGGCAAAGGCCCCAAAAAACGAGAGCUGGCUGAUUUUAAUUACAAUUUUCCUGGCACUAACGGUCGUCGGGAGUCCCAGGGUUCCCUGUCCUCAGGAGCCAGUCUGGAACUGGGGACGUCAGGGUCGGGGAAGAAUGAGCUUGAUAUUUCCCGUGGUGCAGUAUCAGAACGAGGAGGAAGCAGCACCCCCUUGAGGCAGUGUAACAUUAGCUUGCCGGACGGCUCUUGUUGCCCGGUGUCGCUUCGGCCCGGCAUGUCCAUCAGAGACCUGCUGCAGGGCCUUUGUGAGAAGCUCUGCAUCAACCUGGCAGCCAUAGAUCUCUUCCUAGUAGGAGGAGAGAAGCCACUUGUUUUGGACCAAGACUGUAUGACCCUGUGCUCCCGAGACCUUAGACUAGAAAAACGCACUCUAUUCAGACUCGACUUGGUCCCCAUCAACCGCUCUGUGGGCCUAAAAGCUAAACCAACUAAACCAGUGACUGAGGUCUUGAGGCCUGUUGUGGCCAAAUAUGGCCUGCACCUCUCUGACUUGGUGGCACGAAUAAGUGGUGAGUCAGAGCCUUUAGAUCUUGGACUUCCUAUUUCCAACCUGGACGGUUUGCGAGUUGUAUUAGACAUAGAAGAUGCUGUGGGAAAAGAAAAAAUCAAAGCAGCUCAGAGUAACCUUCCAGCCUCUACAAGCAGGAACCAGCCAGCAACAGGGGACGACAGGCCAUCAAGGAAAGGCGGUUCAGCCCACCCCCAUGGGGAAAAUGGCAAGGCUGGGCCCGGCCUUGACACAAGCAGCCAGCCCUUACCCAACCACUCUGUCUCUCUGCAUAAGGCUCCUGGGAAAAGAAAGCAGAAAAAGAUUAAUAUAGACGAAGUUGAAGAGUUCUUCGACCUCAUUUCCAAAGCUCAGAGCAACCGAGCCGACGACCAGCGAGGCCUGCUGAACAAGAGCGACCUGCAGCUGCCGGACUUUCUGCGUCUGUCACCAACCAACCCGACAGCUCGUCUUCCCUGCAACCCCGAGCCCAUCUGCUCCACCCCGAAUUCCCGUAACACCAGCAAUGGCAGCUUCCCCAGCAGCAGCCACCGUGGCAACAAGGGAAAUGGCAAGCACAGGGCAGGGGUAGUGAGUGGGUCCCACCUGCUCAGUGCGAGCCAUCAGUCACAGAGCUUGGACUCAGCACUUGGCGCAGAGUACAGAGGGGGCAGGAAAGCCAGACCACACCCUCCAUUUCCAGCCACCGUCCAGCCAGCUCAAACCACCAUGCAGGGUCUCCCCCAGGACCCAGCCAGGGGGGAAUCAAUCCAAAUGCUCGAGGAGGACACUCUGUCUGAUCUAACUCUAGUGGGAGAGGGGGACAUUAACAGCCCCAGCCUCAACUACAUCACUCCUUCCGCCCUGUUGAGUAAACCCCUCCCCCGACCUCAGCACCAAGCACAGGAUGGUCGGCCUAGCUCAGGUACUUCGCCUGUGUGAACUCUCUGAAACCACUGAACUUGCACCGGUCCCUUCACCUGACUGUUAGUGGGACUGGAGACCCACUAGAGUCAGUGUGAAGUUACUUCAGUGGCCACUACUCACAUUUGACUAAAAAUGCAUCUGAAUCCCCUUCUAAAAUAUAUUUCUGUUCAUUAGAUACAUCACUACAGUUUUAUUCCAGAUUUGUCUAAAAGUACACACAACUAAUGCUAAAGGUUAGAGCUAAGAGCUUAAUUGCAGACAAUAGAGAUUAAAUUGUAUUUAGAAAGACAGCAGUAGAUCUGAUAAAGUGAGGUGUGCACUACUUUGCAGCAAGCAUCCCAUUUUAAGCAUACUAAAAUCUGUCAAAAAUACAAAGAGAGGAAAAAUGGAUGCAUUAAGUGUGGACAAAAUGUGCCCCUGGAAUUUCCCUGUGUGGUGUGUAUCUGUGUGGACUUUUCGACGGGCUUGCUGUGGAUUUCUGUUUGCUCUGAGACAGAAGACUGAGAGUGAGCUUGUUAAAGACCUGUGUCACAUUCACUCCUCCAGUCUCUAAAUGUACAGAAUCUUAACAAUGCACUUUAGCCAACAGUAAACAAGACUUUAACUGUCUGAAUGUUAUUUUUUUGCUGUUACUCUUCUUCACACUAGCUCUUCUCAUCUGUUUCAUAGGACAUGUGACUGAGCUGCCAUAUGUUUAGAAAAUAAUUAUCUCAGUAAUAGAGAUGCGUCAAUAAAAAUCUCGUGGCUGGUUUCUGAUCCCUGGUUUUUGCAAAGCUUUGACCUGCCAUUAUAAUUGUUCCUGAUUCUGAAUUCUCAUUAAGAGCUACUACAUAAACCCACGUUGAAAACAUUUCUUGCUAGACUCAUUAACUAUUAUAUGAGGAGCACAGACCACCUUCUCUAAGAGAGCGUGGUCACUGUUAAACAAUUGUUUAAAACAAAGACAAAAAACUGUGUUUAGCAUCUUAAAUUAGCAGUUAGCAUGGCUAGCAUCACUAAAACCAGUCUUUGUGUUUAUUCCCUUGCCCUAGAGAAUGUUGAUCCUUUUAUCAACUCUUAUAUUUUCUAAAAUAACAUGUUACAAGUUCUAAAGAAUAAAUAAGAGCAACUUUGCUUCACUCCGUUUAGCCUUCCUGUUAUCCUCCAAAAGUCUCACGCUCUCUUUCUCUUUUGUGUCCCGAAUGAACCGCAGACAUUUCUCGACAUGUCAUAGAAUAUUGUUACCUCUCACAUAGCUUCUUACAUCUCUGUGCUUCCUUUGAGCAUUUUUAAACACCUCCCUGACACUGGAAAUGGCUAACUUAAGUCUUCUACACUCAGUAACAACUUUCACAUUGAAGAGUGUUACACUGAAACCUGGUUGGGCUUAGGUUUGGUGCAUUCAGUGAUUAGAACAGGUCAGGGCUGAUCAAGCUGAAACUUGUCUGAUUCUGGUUACCAACCGCUGACUCGGUGCGUCUGUACUCAGUAGUCACUAGAAACUAAAUACCAGGCAUGGCCUGAUAGCUUAAUAAAAUACUACAGUUCUCAAGAGAUCAUAUUGUUUUUGACAUCACGUUGUAACAGCUGGCUGGUCUGACCCAAUAAAGACAGAGGCUACACUACCUUUGCAUACAUGCUUUUUAAAAAUCCAUUUCCAUCAUUGUUCUCUUACCUCAGGCUUUUCGACUGUAUCACAAGUGCUUAUGCGUGCAAUCUUGCUCAUUGAUUAAGGGAUCUUUAAUAAUGUGCACUGACUGUAAACAAGCAGCUUUUUUCUCAUUCAUCUACCAUCUUUGUUUCAGAUUAGAAAGCUUUGAGCUGGGUUUCCUGCAGGCUUCUGUCUGGACACGUUUAUUCUGAAUUUUUAACUUUACUGUAUAAAGCCAUUAAUUUAUGCAUCAUGUUGUUUUCAUUGUUACCAUUGGUCAAAAGUAUUAGUUUGUAUAUACUUCCCUAUCUGCAACCACAGUGUUGCUGUAGUCAUUGUUGAAUGGUAUUGCAGCCAUGCUGUCUCAUUAGGAAUCGGUUCAGCUGAGUUGACUUUGCGCUCUGUAAAUAGGUCAAAUAAAUGUUUUACAAGUUGGA
Messenger RNA from Girardinichthys multiradiatus, 7215 nucleotides. It is a transcript of the gene rgs12b, whose product is annotated as regulator of G protein signaling 12b. Gene Ontology annotation, molecular function: protein binding; GTPase activator activity. Gene Ontology annotation, biological process: signal transduction. The transcript is spliced from 19 exons. Bases 520 to 5163 code for a protein of 1547 amino acids. NCBI's taxonomy places the organism in Eukaryota, Metazoa, Chordata, Actinopteri, Cyprinodontiformes, Goodeidae. The record is from RefSeq and is a predicted model, not a curated record.